This is a messenger RNA of Oryza brachyantha (malo sina), 1203 nucleotides long. Its product is annotated as transcription factor LATE FLOWERING-like. The record is from RefSeq and is a predicted model, not a curated record. Lineage: Eukaryota; Viridiplantae; Streptophyta; Magnoliopsida; Poales; Poaceae. The transcript has a single exon. Gene Ontology annotation, biological process: regulation of DNA-templated transcription. Gene Ontology annotation, molecular function: protein dimerization activity; DNA-binding transcription factor activity. The coding region runs from base 161 to 859 and encodes 232 amino acids.
CUUCUAGAGUUCUUGGCUUCUUCUACACUUCGCCUCUGCACCACUUGCCAGCUUCCUCGGCUCACUUCCCACUUGCUCUUCUACUCACCUCUCUGUCAAGUUUCAAGUUACCAUCAAUCUUGAAUUCUUGAUCGAUCAGGUGUCUCGUAGCUAGCUUUGGAUGGAGUUUGACAUGCUGAACUCCAACCCGGAGGCUCAGCUAGAGCUGAUGAACACAAUGCUACAGCUGGAGCAGCUGAGUGCAUUCCCUGACCACGCUGGCAUGGUGGUGCCGUGCACCCCCCCUUCGCCAUGCAUGGGAGCGCAAGGUCAUAGCUUCUCCUCGGUGAACCAGCCUCACGGCGUGCCGGGAGCCAACGGCAGCGCCGGCUACCGCGACCAGUAUUACACCCAGCUUCCCGCCGCCGCGUACAACGCGGCAGGCGGCGGCGGCGGCGGAGGAGGAGGCCGCUCGGAGUACCACACGGCGGCGCGCCCCGCUGCCUCCGGCGGGGACGGCGUGGGGCCGGCGGCGAUGAGGGAGAUGAUCUUCCACAUCGCGGCGCUGCAGCCGGUGAACAUCGACCCGGAGACGGUGCGGCCGCCGAAGCGCCGCAACGUGCGCAUCUCGACGGACCCGCAGAGCGUCGCGGCGCGGAUGCGGCGGGAGCGCAUCAGCGAGCGCAUCCGCAUCCUGCAGCGGCUCGUCCCCGGCGGCACCAAGAUGGACACCGCCUCCAUGCUGGACGAGGCCAUCCACUACGUCAAGUUCCUCAAGACGCAGGUGCAGUCGCUGGAGCGCGCCGCCGCCGCCAACGGCCACCGCCCGCCGCCACCCACCGACGCCGUGGCCUACCCGGGCCUGAACGGCCAGUGGUAGAUCUUGUCCGAUCGACACGUACGUACCGCCAUGACGAGGGCGUGACCAUGUAAUGACCGACCAUUCAUCACCGUUGGGCUCAGAGCAUGCACGUACGUCGACGGCGCGUCGGUAGCUCUAGCACCUGUACUAUCACAUCUGUACAUUAAGAUGUAACGUACGUAGUACUACUACCUAGUAGUGCGCAUGCUUGUGAUUCAUGGAACCGCGAGUUCAUCGCAGUUCGAUCGAUCAUGCAUGCGCAUGCACGCGCGGCACCAAAUACAAGUAUGUUGUAGCUUGUACAUUGUACGCCAUGCACCUUCCUUUUCAUCUUGUUAUAUUAAUCGAUCUAGCAUUUUCGU